Molecule: messenger RNA, 792 nt
Organism: Penicillium odoratum
Lineage: Eukaryota; Fungi; Ascomycota; Eurotiomycetes; Eurotiales; Aspergillaceae
Product: Trans-aconitate 2-methyltransferase
Exons: 1
Coding region: 1-792 (263 amino acids)
Molecular function (GO): trans-aconitate 2-methyltransferase activity
Source: RefSeq, a predicted model, not a curated record
AUGUCCACCGCCAACCCCGCGCAUGAUUGGAGCGCGGCGCAGUACCUCAAAUUCAAAGAUGAACGUACCCAACCAGCACGCGAUCUUCUUGCUCGGGUUCCUCUACAGACCCCGAAGAGUGUAGUCGAUCUUGGAUGUGGUCCUGGCAACUCAACGGCUGUCCUGGAGUCCCGCUACCCCGAUGCUCUUCUUGUGGGGAUGGAUUCGUCCCCGGACAUGAUCCGCCAAGCCAAAUACACUCUCCCCCACUUGGAGUUUAGUAUCGCAGAUUUGAACACCUAUAAACCAGACACCCCGGUCGAUCUCUACUAUUCCAAUGCUGUCUUCCAAUGGAUUGGCAGAGAAAAGCGCAUUGAGGUCAUCAAGAGAUUAAUUGAAAGCCAACCACCUGGCGGAGUCUUUGCUUUUCAAGUUCCUGACAACCUCAACGAACCCUCUCAUGUCCUGAUGAGGGAGACUGCCAAAGUUGGACCCUGGGCGGCGAAGUUGCAAUCUGUCGGUCGAGAUACGUUCCAGUCACCGCAGGAGAUUUAUGAUCAGCUCAAGCCGCUUUGCUCCGAGGUUAACCUUUUCCAUACCAGUUAUUAUCAUUCGCUUGAGAACCAUGAAGCUAUCAUUGAAUGGGUAAAAGGGACUGGACUGAGACCCUAUGUGGAUCCCUUGCAGCCAGAGGAGAAAGAUGCGUUCUUGAAAGAGUAUUUGAGGCGCUUGGAGGACGCAUAUCCCUCGUCUGUUGAUGGUCGAGUCUUGCUCCGGUACCCACGGCUGUUUGUGGUCGCUGUGAAGAGCUGA